AUGGCCGUCAUGUCAUGGGUCAUAUACAAACACUGGUCAGAGAUUUCAGAUCUGGUAAAAAAAUUGCAAGAUAUCAGAGUUGACGUUCCAUCGCACUGCAUGUCGACUCCCGCUAAUUCUGGCGGACUGCUUUUCGGUAUGGUUCCGACAUGUGGCCCCUCAGGAUUUGACCGAUUCAUGUUGACUUGCCCCGCCGUUGAAUCUGGCUGUUAUUUCAGAUUUAUCCUUAAAAAACCGAAUUUCUAUUUGUUACUCUUUUUUUCUGUUACAGAAAGACCGGUGUCGUUGCUUCAGAUGCACAGGCGUGGGCCACACAUCAAGAAGAAGAAAAAACGCCAGCCCCUUGACGGGAAACCGUUCAUGAAGGGCGUAGUGCUAAAGACUUUGAUCAAGAAACCGAAAAAACCCAAUUCGGCCAAUAGAAAGUGUGUUCUAGUUAAACUGUCCAACGGCAAAGAAAUGGUCGCGUAUAUACCAGGCAUAGGCCACAAUCUACAGGAACACAAUAUUGUCCUCUGCAGGGUGGGAAGGGUGCCCGAUUGUCCUGGUGUAAAAAUUAAGUGUGUCAGGGGAAAGUACGAUCUUGGUCAUGUGAUUGUAAAUAGGAAGUGAAAAUGUAAUGAGUUUUUUUUUUUUAAAUAAAUUAGUGGUUAUAGUAGCACCUCUCCUACAAUAAAGUUA
Anoplophora glabripennis (Asian longhorned beetle) is the source of this 681-nucleotide messenger RNA. RefSeq names its product 40S ribosomal protein S12, mitochondrial-like. Bases 1 to 612 code for a protein of 203 amino acids. The transcript has 4 exons. Gene Ontology annotation, biological process: translation. NCBI's taxonomy places the organism in Eukaryota, Metazoa, Arthropoda, Insecta, Coleoptera, Cerambycidae. The record is from RefSeq and is a predicted model, not a curated record. Gene Ontology annotation, molecular function: structural constituent of ribosome. Gene Ontology annotation, cellular component: ribosome; small ribosomal subunit.